Molecule: messenger RNA, 453 nt
Organism: Schistocerca cancellata (South American locust)
Lineage: Eukaryota; Metazoa; Arthropoda; Insecta; Orthoptera; Acrididae
Exons: 1
Coding region: 1-453 (150 amino acids)
Source: RefSeq, a predicted model, not a curated record
AUGUUUGAAUUAAAUAAAGAUUUUCAGAAAUUAGCUAGAAGAGAUAAAAAUAUAUUCUUUAAUGAACAGUGCAAGGAAGUUGAAGAUAGUAAUGGAAUGGGGAAGACAAGAGAUCUUUAUAAGAAAAUUAGAGAAAUUAAAGGAAAAUUCCAGGCAAAAAUUGGAAUGAUAAAAGAUAGAAAUGGGAAAGAUCUGAGUGAAGCAGAGGAUGUUAAGGAAAGAUGGGCAGAAUAUGUAGAAGACCUAUACAAGAAAGAUCUGCAUCAUGACAGGGCUCCUACUGCUGAUGUUAAUGUUAAUUUAGAACUAGAGCCAGAUAUUUUGGAGAGCGAAAUCCAGUGGGCCCUUGAAAAUAUGGCUGAUAACAAAACUAGUGGACAUGAUGAAAUACCAGCAGAAUUGUUUAACGUCACUGGAAAGGAUGCAGUGAAACUGCUGCACUCAAUAUGUUAA